UAACACAGUUCGCAGCCCACAGAGUCCGAAGACACUUAGCCAUGAUGAGACUGUUGGCUAUUUUUGCUGUGGUUGUUUUGGCUUCUGCUAAGCCACACCAUUCUAAUCAUGGUCACCACCAUUCGACUGGCGUUCAAUCAGUACAGACGCACGGACUGCCUCGACAGUGGGUAGGAACCGAGGAGUGUGGGCUCGCGUCUUCGAAUCGCCGCCGCUCCCCUGGCAAGCACAUUGUUGGGGGUGAUAACGCAGCAGAGUACGAGUUCCCGUGGCAGGUUCAGUCAUUGUACAACGGAAAUCAUGAUUGCGGCGGCGCUUUGGUCCAAGGCAAAACUGGGAAAUUCUUUGUUAUCAGUGCUGCCCACUGUUUUGACGGCUAUCCACUAAACCGGUUUUCCGCCCGACUCGGAGUGUACAACAAGGACGCGAGUGAGCCCGAGGUACAGGAGUUCUCGUACACCAAGGUGGACGUGCACCCCAACUACGACACGAACACCCUGGAAAACGACGCCGUCGUCCUGGAACUGGACGUGUCGAAGCAGGCCGUCAACACCUCGCUGAGAGGAAUCAAACCAAUAUGUCUGCCCGUGUCAGACCCGGACGUGGGAACGAUUGUAAAAGUGUCUGGUUGGGGCACAACAACGGAGGGAGGAAGCACGCCCAGCAUUCUACAGGUUGCCGAGAAGCCCAUACUUGAGGACAAUGAGUGCACGAAGGCCUAUGGUAAUGAAUACAAGGCAAGCACAAUGAUCUGUGCUGGAGUUCUGUCGGGCGGAGUUGACUCAUGUCAGGGCGACAGUGGUGGACCUUUAUUCCAAGCGGAUCAUGAAAACAGGGGUGGAAGGAAUGAACUUUAUGGUAUUGUGAGCUGGGGAAAUGGCUGUGCUAGAGCUGGCUAUCCAGGAAUCUAUGCAAGGGUUACCACGUUUCUCACCUGGAUAGGUGGCAUCAUAGAUGCCUGAUGUUGCAGACGGACACAUGCUGUUCAGCAGGAUGAUAGUUUCGUAUUAAAAGAGCUCUGGACAAGU
This is a messenger RNA of Gigantopelta aegis, 1028 nucleotides long. Its product is annotated as trypsin-like. The transcript has 7 exons. The coding region runs from base 42 to 962 and encodes 306 amino acids. Gene Ontology annotation, biological process: proteolysis. The record is from RefSeq and is a predicted model, not a curated record. NCBI's taxonomy places the organism in Eukaryota, Metazoa, Mollusca, Gastropoda, Neomphalida, Peltospiridae. Gene Ontology annotation, molecular function: serine-type endopeptidase activity.